This is a messenger RNA of Cetraspora pellucida, 212 nucleotides long. Lineage: Eukaryota; Fungi; Glomeromycota; Glomeromycetes; Diversisporales; Gigasporaceae. The record is from the annotation of a GenBank genome assembly.
GUCAAUUAGAAAAUGAAAUAGAAAAAAUCAGUUUUGCCAAUAUUAUAGAAUAUAUUUCCAAUAAAAUUGCUAACCUUGAGGAAAACUCUAGUAUUUCUUUUAACUUGUGUAUUGAACUUGACGAUAAUAUGCUAAUAAAUGCAUCUAAUGAUAUAAAACUCUUGAUAAAACUAAUAGUUGAUGAGAUAGAGGAAGAAGACGAAUAUAUUUAG